AUGGAUAAUGAUUUUGUUGUUGAUGACGUAGAGUGUGAUGGUGACUUAGAAGACUCAGAAUUUUAUGACAGUGACUAUGAUUUGGUAGAGGAUGAUAAGUUGUAUGACACCUAUGUUGAUAAAGAUGUUGAAUGGGGAAGGAUAAGUGGUAGUGGGAAUGGUGUGGAAAAGGAGAAAUCAACAGUUAUGGAUGACUCAGUGAUUAUGCACCAUCUGAUGAAUUGGUAA
Ilex paraguariensis (yerba mate) is the source of this 228-nucleotide messenger RNA. Lineage: Eukaryota; Viridiplantae; Streptophyta; Magnoliopsida; Aquifoliales; Aquifoliaceae. The record is from the annotation of a GenBank genome assembly.